CCCUGGACCAGAGGAACAGACUGGACCGUCAGACCCACUGUUGGCCAAGUGUUCUGAAAGUCCCUCCAAGUAUUACUGAGCUCUUCCCUUUAUCCUCCCGACAUCUUUGGUGUCAAACUCAGCAGGGCACCAAACUGGGCGCGAGAGAUGGGCACGUAGACGCCUGGCCCUCAGGAAGCAGGCAAGGUACCCGCGGGGAGAAUCACCCAAAUUGCUGUCUAAUCUUCGCUGGGAAGUGGAAAUGAAGAAGGGAGUGUCCUGGAACGGAGGGUGUGAAGACACCACGAUCAGAGGCAACAAAGGCGGUGUCAUUGGGGACAUUCUGAAGAUGCGCCAAAGGUUGGAGUCUAGGAUGGAUGCCUUGCAGGAGAAAUGUUUCCCAGCAGAUCAGGGAAGGAUGGAUAAGCCUUGGAUGACUAGAGAAGGCACCCAGCUGAGAGGGAUACAGCCAGGGCAAAGGUGUAGAGGUGGCAAUCAACUUCAUCAUUGUUAUUAUUAGUAGUAUUUUAUUAUUUUGGUUAGCUACAACCUCGAGAGAGGGGCACAAACCCUCCUUAAGACUGAGAAAACGAGGGCGGCGCCUGUGGCUCGAAGGAGUAGGGUGCCAGCCUCAUAUGCCAGUGGUGGGUUCAAGCCCAGCCCUGGCCAAAAACUGCCAAAAAAAGACUGAGAAAACGGCGGUCCGGAAAGGCUGCCAGGUUCUGUAGAUUCCAAACAAGUUUAUUGGGUUCAUUAACUUUAACAAGUGACGAGGACACGCCGUCUCCACGGAACUCUCCUAACUCGCAGAAAAGCUGAGAGCUGAUUCCUGCGCGGCCCGGGAGGGCACUGGAUCUUCACCCGUGGGUCAAGAGAGCCGUCAGCCCCCACGGUCCGGUAGCGGAGCUCAAGGCGCUCCGCAGUCUACAAGAGCUUGGUGGCGCCUGCGGCGGGUCAGAGCCUGAGGCCUGGGCUUGGCUCCACCCCCACUGCUUUCUCUCGGCGUGGGCCCCCCUCCUGCACAGGCCUAGGUCUGGGAGGCGCCUACCGGGCCCCUUCGCUCCACCUGGAGCCAAUCACCAGCCCAGAAUCUUCUCGGGACCUACCUCCAGGCCCGCCCCAGUCCAGUCCUCAGCUCCGCUAGCCCGGGCCCCACCCCCGGCCCGCCCCGCCGUCGGUGCGCGGCGGCCGGGAAGGCGCCUCCCGCAGACGCUCGGAACUGCCGACCAGGGAGCUCCCCGCUGAGGGCCGGCCGGCGGGAGCGGAGUGGGUCGGGCGGGGCCGAGCCGGGCCGUGGGCCUUGUGGGCGCCGGGUGGCGGCCGGGCCGGCGGACGGCGGAAUGGGCUGCACCGUGAGCGCCGAGGACAAGGCGGCAGCCGAGCGCUCUAAGAUGAUCGAUAAGAAUCUGCGGGAGGACGGCGAGAAGGCAGCGCGGGAGGUGAAGUUGCUGCUUUUGGGUGCUGGCGAGUCAGGGAAGAGCACUAUUGUCAAGCAAAUGAAGAUCAUCCAUGAGGAUGGCUACUCCGAGGAGGAAUGCCGGCAGUACCGGGCAGUUGUCUACAGCAACACCAUCCAGUCCAUCAUGGCCAUUGUCAAGGCCAUGGCCAACCUGCAGAUUGAGUUCGCUGACCACUCCCGCGUGGACGACGCCCGGCAGCUGUUUGCACUGUCUUGCACUGCUGAGGAGCAGGGUGUGCUCCCUGAAGACCUGUCCAGUGUCAUUCGGAGGCUCUGGGCUGACCACGGUGUGCAGGCUUGCUUUGGCCGAUCAAGGGAGUACCAGCUCAACGACUCAGCUGCCUACUACCUGAAUGACCUGGAGCGCAUUGCACAGAGUGACUACAUCCCCACACAGCAGGAUGUGCUGCGGACCCGUGUGAAGACCACGGGUAUCGUGGAGACACAUUUCACCUUCAAGGACCUGCACUUCAAGAUGUUUGAUGUGGGUGGUCAGCGGUCCGAGCGGAAGAAGUGGAUCCACUGCUUUGAGGGCGUCACAGCCAUCAUCUUCUGUGUAGCCUUGAGCGCCUAUGAUUUGGUGCUAGCAGAGGAUGAGGAAAUGAACCGCAUGCACGAGAGCAUGAAGCUGUUUGAUAGCAUCUGCAACAACAAAUGGUUCACGGACACAUCUAUCAUCCUCUUCCUCAACAAGAAGGACCUAUUCGAGGAGAAGAUCACACAUAGCCCCCUGACCAUCUGUUUUCCUGAGUACACAGGGGCCAACAAGUAUGAUGAGGCAGCCAGCUACAUCCAGAGUAAGUUUGAAGACCUGAAUAAACGCAAAGACACCAAGGAGAUCUAUACACACUUCACGUGUGCCACAGACACCAAGAACGUGCAGUUUGUGUUUGACGCUGUCACUGAUGUCAUCAUCAAGAAUAACCUGAAGGACUGUGGCCUCUUCUGAGGGGCAGCGGGGCCUGGCAGGAUGGAAAGAAGGAGAGGGUCAUUGUCUAAGAAGGAGAGGAGAAGGGAAGAGAGGCACAUACUGGCUACUUCCUGAGCCAUGACCUGACUGUCCCCUACCUCCAGGGCCACCGCUGACUCUGCUCCCCCAGCCCCUGAGGAAGAUAGGGGCAAGAAGACCACGCUCCCUGCCUGACCCCCUGGCCGCUUUUCCCUUAUCUUAUUUCUGUUCUCCACUCCCCCAUCUCCGCCCUCAGUUCCAGACAUAGGGGAGGGGUUGCCAGAGGCCUCCCUGUUUGAAGUCUGCCCUUGUCUGAGGUACCAGGAAUGGCCAUGGUACCCCCUUUCUAGGCAUCUGUUCUGUUUUUUCAACCACUGUCUUAUUCUGGGGUGGGGGGAAGGGAGAACAUGCUGAAUCUCCCAAGGCCUGUAUCUGGAGGCUCACCCACUUCUCCAGUCUGGAUCCCUGGCUUUGCCCAACACCAGCCCCUGCCCUGGCCCAAGUCCAAAUGUUUACAGGGAGCCUCCUAACCACCCAAUGCCCCAGCCUCUCGGAGGCCCCAAGGAAAAAGCACAAGAAGCGUGAGACGCCACCAUUCCUGGAGACCACAGUCCACCUGCUUAUUCUCGUAGCUUUUUAAAAAAAUGAAAGUAAAGAAAAAAAAAUACAAACCUAGAAAACUUUUUAGAGAAAAACUAUUUAAAACUGUCAGAUCCUGUACCCACCCAGCCCCCAUUCCAGUGACUGUGCCUUGAGUGUGUCUGUGUGUUUACACCCAUCCUCUUGCUGGCCAUCCCUGUGUGAGUGGCACCCUUGCCCUGCCCUCCACAGAAUUGGGUUCCAAGGGCUGUUCCAGACAACUGCCAAUGUCACUGAGGGCCCUGCCCAAGUGGCCCUGGGCCCAGGCUCCAUUAACCUAAAUGUAGCUCCUUAGCGCUAACCUAGGAACCGCCGCUGCCUGCUGAAGGGCCAUGCCCUCAUUCCCUUGCCCCAGGCCGGGGCAUUCAGCGUUGAACACUUCCUUGCUUUUUUCACAUGUUUUAUGGAAUUGUUCACCUGGUUUGAAAUAAUAAAAUGUAGAAAGAAAAA
This is a messenger RNA of Nycticebus coucang (slow loris), 3476 nucleotides long. RefSeq names its product G protein subunit alpha i2 (gene GNAI2). Gene Ontology annotation, molecular function: GTP binding; G protein-coupled receptor binding; G-protein beta/gamma-subunit complex binding. The record is from RefSeq and is a predicted model, not a curated record. Lineage: Eukaryota; Metazoa; Chordata; Mammalia; Primates; Lorisidae. Gene Ontology annotation, biological process: adenylate cyclase-modulating G protein-coupled receptor signaling pathway; gamma-aminobutyric acid signaling pathway. Gene Ontology annotation, cellular component: heterotrimeric G-protein complex. Bases 1320 to 2387 code for a protein of 355 amino acids. The transcript is spliced from 10 exons.